AUGGCAAAACUCAAAAGUCCAGCAGUACAAGAAAUCUGGAUGACUGCUGCUUACAUAACCAUGAAAGAAUUGUGCCUUCUUAGAAACAGAGUUGUAUAUGAUGGUAUACAUCCAAAUGCAGAGGAGAUGAAGAAGAGAAUUAUUCAACUUACUAAGGAAUGUGAAGUUAGGAUGAAGGGGUGUAUGUGGAAUACAGUGGAGGACCUGUUGAUUCUAAAAAAGUUUGGAAUGAAAUGUAGAAAGGUGAAGACAUCAAAAAUCCAGGAAUGUUCCUUCUCUUUCCCCACUGGUAACCAGAUUCUUCUGUGUUGUGAUGGAGCUUCAAGAAACAAUCCAGGCGAAGCUGGAUAUGGAUUUGUAGGAAAAAAUAAUGCAUGUACAGUGUUGAUUGCUAUGGCAGGAGGGAUGGGUAUUCCUACAAACUUUAUAGCAGAGGUUUUUGCAGUAAUAAAUGCAUGUGAAUGGGCCAUUAGUGAGGGAUUUUUUCAGCUGUGCAUUAGGACUGAUUCUAUGUCAGUUAUACACUCCUUUACAUCUGGAAAAGUUCCAUGGUAUGUGCAAACUAGAUGGAACAAAAUAGUGGAAGUUCUUAUUAGUUUUACAUUUAUUCAUAGCUACAGAGAAAUCAAUUUCUCUGCAGAUGGUAUGGAAAAAAUGGGAUCUACUUUAUCUAGAGGUGAAAAGAGAAUUUUCUUAAAUAUACCUCCUUUCAUGAUACAUAUGGAAAAUCCUGAUGUUACAUAUUAUAGAUUUGGUUGA
Molecule: messenger RNA, 759 nt
Organism: Papaver somniferum (opium poppy)
Lineage: Eukaryota; Viridiplantae; Streptophyta; Magnoliopsida; Ranunculales; Papaveraceae
Exons: 1
Coding region: 1-759 (252 amino acids)
Molecular function (GO): RNA-DNA hybrid ribonuclease activity; nucleic acid binding
Source: RefSeq, a predicted model, not a curated record